Messenger RNA from Cydia strobilella, 5609 nucleotides. Its product is annotated as BRCA2-interacting transcriptional repressor EMSY. Gene Ontology annotation, cellular component: nucleoplasm. The record is from RefSeq and is a predicted model, not a curated record. Gene Ontology annotation, biological process: regulation of DNA-templated transcription. The transcript has 6 exons. NCBI's taxonomy places the organism in Eukaryota, Metazoa, Arthropoda, Insecta, Lepidoptera, Tortricidae. The coding region runs from base 149 to 3028 and encodes 959 amino acids.
UACUUGCUUGAAGUGUCAAAAUGAACGAAAUUGUCGUUUGAAGUGAAGUAAACAGUAUGGAUAUUUGCCAAUUGAGAAUUUCUUAAAAUAUGGUUAUAUUAUUAUAAUCAAACCUUGGAUUAACAGUGUUUAAUAAAACGGCCCAAUAAUGUGGCCAAUGCUUCUAAACAUGACGCACGACGAAUGUCGUCGAACGCUUCGCAGACUUGAAUUGGAAGCCUACUCGAAUAUGAUCAGUGUGUUUAGAGCACAAGGGGCUUUGGAAGACAACAGAAAAAAGUUGCUUGAGGAACUGCGCGCCGUUUUGCAUAUUAGCAGCGAUCGUCACAGCGCGGAGGCGCGACGCGUCUCUAAUGACGAGGUGUUGGCUACUAUUGCACAUCAGUUAACAGGUCCAAACACAGGAUUAGGAUGGAUCAGCGAAGGCAGAAGAAGAGUGCCCCUGAUGCCUCGCGGCAUUCCACAGACCGCCUACACAGAGAUUGCGGAUAGAGCAGCGGAAGCCAUCAAGGAGGAAAACAAAGAAAUCUUGAAGAAAUUAGAAGCUGACAAGUUGGUGGCUCCUAAAUCUAGUGAAGAGGAGUUGCCGGACCCCGAGGGAGAAACGGCAGAGGGUGCUCUGCAGACGAAUGAGAUGAUGGACGAGAUGCUAUACCCUCCUAUUGCUAUGGAAGAUCAAACUUCUAAACUUUGGGAAACUGAGCUUGUCAACCGAAAAAGAAAAGUACCCGAAGGUGGAUCAAUACCGGAUGAUUCCACAAUACCAGUGAAAAAUAUGAGGAACAUCCCAGCUAACACGAAUCAGAAACAUCUUAACCUGUCACAGAUUUACUCGAAAUAUUCACAGCCUGCUACAAGUAAAUCAUCAGGGCAAUCAAAACACUCCUACAACCAAGUGAGCAAAGUGUCCACAAGCAAAUCAAGUCACCCACACCAACCACGGGCCCACAAACACCGCUCGCACAAGCAUAAGGCUCCAAACCAGCGCCAGCCCAAGAAGGCACAGGAGAUCCCAGGCUCCCCCGGCAAGCGUUACCCGCCUGACUAUGCCGGACCACCGGGCACUUUCCAGGCUACAUAUGCUCAGUCAGUACUCGGCGGCAAAACCAAGCCAGACUACAUGGAUGAACUCAAGCCCAAAGUGCUCUCCUCACCUGGCAUGCUCACAGACUCCCCGACCAUGGCGCUGCUGACCCAGCCGGCUACAGUCCCGCACGAACUUGGCGUGUCCGACAGCCCCGACCCUGCCUCCUUCCAAGCACAAACCCCAGUAUCCAAACACGGCGCGCCCAAACCUCACCAACUCCUACUAAAAGGCCGCCGGCCGGAACCACCCGCAGAUAAGAAACCACCCGAAAUGAAAAUCCUACAGAAACCAGAGGGAAUCAAAGUCCUCUCGAACCGUCAGGUGGUCGUCGCGCCGAGCUCUACUCAAAAGGCGAUUAAUCCGGCUGGAAAAAUCGUCACUACCAAGCUGAUAGGGCCCGUCACCAAACAGGCAACGCCGGCACCCAUGUCUGACAAGAUGAUCGUAGUAUCCAAACCUCCAGACCAUAAGAAUUUGAAUUCUAAGAUAAUCAUAACCUCGUCCGCUAUGCGCACGCCUAGUAAGGAUUCGGCACCGGUUGCGCCGCGCACGGAAACGUUUACGCCUAAAGGCAUCCCCGCCACCGACUUAAAAGUAUCCGCCAAAACCUUUGUCCUAAACCAAAAACCCGGUCAAAAGAUGGUCGUGUUACCCGCCAAGUCGCGGACGAAAACGGGGUCGGAGGUCCAGCUGCCGCUCUUGCAUUUCAAAGGGAUUCCGACUGGUAUGAAGUUGGUCCCGGUCAGUUCCCAAUCGCUCACUCAAGCCACUAAAUCGCCUGCCGUAACUGUCGUGUCGAAACCAGCUAGCGCGGUAAGCACGCCAGCACCAGUCACAAAGGUAGUAGGCGCGGAGACCAUCAAAACCGCCAAUUUGGCCGACAUUGUCCCAGUGAAAGGACUCACCCCAGUAUCCACCACCAAAAUCUCUAACCCUAUUGUAAGACCCGCGAGCGCAAAAGGCAGCGUCAUCGUCGUGCAAAAAGGCGCGACGAUAGGUAAAGCUUUAUCGUUUACCAAAAACGGUAACGACAUGUCCAAAAUAAUCAUGGGUAAGAACGUGAACCAGCUGUUACAAGCCUCCAAGCCAGAGCAGACGGAAGCUAGCAAGUGUCCGGGAAACGUGAUCGUUCUCGAGUUAAACAAUGAUCAGUCAGGCCGGACGACGACUAUGUCGGAGAUCUUGGACAGUCGAGGCAGCGCGGCUCGCCUUUCCGACGAAAGCAAAAAAUCCCAGGCGAUAACUCAGGACACACCAGUUUUGUUCGAUUCCCAAAUGUCAGAGGAGACGUGUAACGCGAGCAUAGAUUCCGCAUCAGAGAGUAUAGGCGAUAUCGGACCUAUUGAAGAGUCUGGUUUAAGCAUUAUAAAAGAUGAAGACGCCAAAUGUAACUUUAACAAAGAGGGCGCGAAGGAUUCUUCGAGCGUUACCGACUGGGAGAUGGAACUCGACACGGUGUCGAGAAAAGGAAAGGACGAGGAAGACAAACUGAAUUCUCUACACCUAGACCUGGGCAUGUCCAGCGACAGUGACAGCGAGUACAUGGUCGACAACCGGAAGGCGAAGGCGAAGCACUCGCAAGAGACGAUACAACGGGCGACGCCCAGUGGGGAAAGGAGCGAAAUGUACAGUUCUAGCGCAAUGUCAAAAGCGACGCGAACGUUACUCAGCCAGCUCCAAGACGAGGGUUCAUCGAGCAACGACUCGUCGUUCGCGCUCAAAUCUAAAAGCGCGGUGAAAAACCCAGCGGAGGCGGACGCUCUCACGGUCGCCAAAGAAAAGUUGUCGGAGAAAGUGGCCGAGGCGCGGUCGCGCCACAGACGCAUAGACGUGUUCAGUACCGCUAUCAGUACCAACGAUAUGAGCCUCGACGAGUUCCCGUAUCUAGAGGAGAGCAUCAUGGCGGACGACGAGCCGAGCCCGUCCGACAACAAACAGUGAAACAGACACUUUUAAGACAUAUAAUGUGAUGUGUGAAGUGAUAGGCGAGGGGUAAACUUUGUAUGACGUUUUUUUGUAAUUUAUUCUGUGAAAUCAUUGACAGUUUUGGCCGGUCUAUUUUGUGACAAUGUAUUACACGUCUAUUCCCUUGGAAUAAAGAGGCUUAGUAAUUCGAAAUUAUUCGAAUUCAAAUCUCAUUUCCAUAAUGUAAGGUGCGUUGGGAUAAGAUUGAAAGCGUUUUUCAUGAGGGGUAAGAUCGCUUCGGCAUUCGGACGAUUUUUUGUCUAACCCCUCAUGAAAAACCCUCUCAAUCUUACCCCAAUCCACUUUACAGCGUUUUAUAGGAAUGAGUUGCACACUUGUUCUUAUAAAAUCUUGAAUUGUUUGAUAGCCCUUGCAUUUAACGGUAUUUUUUCAGAAAUAUAUCAACCGCCACUAUAUUUAAUAUACUUGUGUUGGUAUAUUUUUGGAGAUAACUAUAUACAUAAUUAUCUGUUAAUGUUUGUAGAUAAAUAUAUAUUACUCAGUAUGUAUACAAUAGUAUCGCACUGCAUGAAACGACUGAUUUUCGCCAAUAACCCUGAAUCAAAGAUCAUUUAUUAGGUAGAUUCCAUGCGUCUGCGUUUACUACCUUUAGUACCUUUACUCAUGCAAAUAAAAAAUACUAAUAUCAAUCAAAGUUGAGCUACAGGUGUACGCUCACAGCGACGUAUUUUCGAGUAAAAAUGUGUUUCCGAGUCUUCAUUAGCUUCAUAAUGCGCUCUGAAAUCAACUUAUUAUUAUCCACUGUAGUUGCAAAUAAGGUAGGUAAUUUGUUUAUUCAAAUUGCCUACUCUAUACCUAUUUACAUAAAUUCAUUGCUAUUCAAAAUAGUUUACAUGAAAUCUUUUUACUUAAUUAACUUACGCGGUAAAUGAAGAUCGAUUGUGGUCAGUAAUAAAAAUAAUAUUAGAAAAAGAAGCGCGCCGGCGGUGUUCGUAACUAUGAAAUUACCUAGUUUAAUCACAAAAAUUGUUGAGUCAUUUCGACGAGGCAUAAGAAUAUUGCUACUUAGGCAAAAAACGCUAGAUAAGUAUCACGUGAAAAAAAGGGUAACAAGAUAGGUGUUAGUUAAUACCUGUGAUAUUUGAGAGAAGUUUCGGACCUACUAACAUUAACACGUUUACGGAGGAUAAAACUAAGCCAGGCGGUUAGUGCUAAUUUAAACCACCAGGCUCCAGUACUAGGCGUUACUAGUGGCACUGGCAAUCGCACACCCCCUUAUGAAUUAAAUUGUUUGCAAUACAAAUGCCCUGAUAUGUUACGUUGUCCAUGUGGGUGGAUCUUUCGAGAUUCUUGUUUGAUUGUAUAUUUUAACACUUCGUAUGCUUAUGUCAAAAAUUGCCUACUGAAUUAAUAACCUUGAAACUGUAAAUGGGCGUUAUCUACAAUAUAUAUUAAAAACCUGAUUCUCACAGAUCCUGAUGUUUUUGGGCUCAUUCUACUCAGAAUCACUACCAUAUUCAAUUCUGAUGAUUAAAAAAAUGUCCCAAAAAUUUGUAAUUGUAAUUUGUAAUUUAUUUGCUAGAAUCGUGGUUAACACAGAUGUUACAUCGAAUAUUAGUCCAGCACAAUUCUACAUUCCGCUACGUCACGCACAUACAAAUUUCAAACUAAAACGUGACGUAAUGUAAUGGACAUUUUGGGUCAUCUUUUUUUAAUAGCAGGGUGGAGAAUCCUGUCGAGUCCGAGUAGAAUGAGCCCAAGAAUGUCCAGAUUUGAAAGAAUCAGGUUUUCAAUAUUUAUUUUAGAAAACGCCUAAAUUACAGUCCAAAUUUGUGUGCUUAGAAUUCGUUAAAACUCACCGUCUUAUGGGUUGAAUUUUAACAAAUCUUUUUUAGAAGAGUUUUCCAACAUUUAAAUCGUUAUUUGUUUAACCCCUCGUGCUAAUAUUGAUAUCCGAGCAAGCGAAAGAUUUCAAAAAACACUACACUAACGCGAGGAAAAUGUCAUGUGGAUAAAGUGCAACUAUCUUAUCAGUUUUUGACGAUUAAAGUUUCAAGUUCCUACCUUCAAGAUCUUGAGUGUUAUCUGUCAAUAUCAAAGUUAGAGAACUGAUGUUUAGUUAGGUAUACUUACUUUGAUUACAGCGAGAUUAUUUUCAUUUACGCUCAUUGGUCUGAUUUUAAAAACAAUUUGGCACAUGUAUGUACAAUCGAUUGCACCGUGAAUAUAUUAAUGAAAUAAACUAAAUCACCUCGAAAUAAAAUUGAUUUUUUUGCCCAUGUGCCCGGUUGCACAAACGUUAAAUUUACGUGUUUUUAAUAAACAGUUGCACGUUGUGCGCUCUCUGGUUGCAAAACAUAUCUGCUUCAACAUUCAGAUAAUACCUUUAGUAAGGUUAAAACCUUUUGAACGCCAGACGGCGAAGGAAUAUGCCGUGUCCCGGACGCCAGGCGAUCGCGAUUAUUUAAGCGAAAUUGAACUUUACUGAGUCCCGCGUAAGUCCCUAUUACAUUGACGAAGCUGUCGGCUGUAGCCGUCGUUGGCGUCCUUGGCAAGACAUUCCGAUGGCGGCCACAGCCGACUGUGGCGAUCAAAA